Molecule: messenger RNA, 1742 nt
Organism: Rhinichthys klamathensis goyatoka
Lineage: Eukaryota; Metazoa; Chordata; Actinopteri; Cypriniformes; Leuciscidae
Gene: kcnk3a
Product: potassium channel, subfamily K, member 3a
Exons: 2
Coding region: 172-1329 (385 amino acids)
Biological process (GO): potassium ion transmembrane transport; stabilization of membrane potential
Cellular component (GO): membrane
Molecular function (GO): potassium ion leak channel activity; open rectifier potassium channel activity
Source: RefSeq, a predicted model, not a curated record
GUCUGUUUCGCACCACUGGGAGGUUCUGAAGAUGAACCCAGGCUGAGAUGUGUUGACUCAACAGGCACAUGUGCACCCGUGGUGCUGAAGGAACAGCUCAGUCGCAAUGAAAUCACCAUCACCAUCACCAUCACUCCUCAAAGUUUGUGGCUCGUUUCAUUCGCUCUGACCAUGAAGAGACAAAACAUCAGAACCCUCGUGUUGAUCAUCUGCACUUUCACUUAUUUGCUCGUCGGAGCGGCUGUUUUUGACGCGUUAGAAUCCAAGAUGGAGAUCACCCAAAAGAAGGUCCUGGACGAUCGGAAGCGAGAGCUCAUGGACAAGUACAACUUGAGCAAAGUCAAUUUUGACGAGCUGGAGCGGGUCGUGCUGCAGCUGAAGCCACACAAGGCUGGGGUCCAGUGGAGGUUCGCCGGCUCCUUUUACUUCGCCAUCACGGUCAUCACCACUAUAGGAUACGGUCAUGCGGCUCCCAGCACGGAUGGUGGGAAGGUGUUCUGCAUGUUCUACGCUCUCCUGGGGAUCCCCCUUACCCUGGUGAUGUUCCAAAGUCUGGGUGAACGCAUCAACACCUUCGUCAAGUACCUGCUGCACCGUCUCAAAAAGUGUCUUGGCCUUCGGCACACCGAGGUCUCCAUGGCCAACAUGGUGUGCAUCGGCUUAAUAUCCUGCAUGAGCACGCUGUGCGUGGGAGCGGCGGCCUUCUCCCGCUACGAGGACUGGAGCUUCUUUCAUGCGUACUAUUACUGCUUCAUAACACUCACCACCAUUGGUUUUGGGGACUACGUGGCCCUGCAGAAGGAUAAUGCGUUACAAACCAACCCCCAGUACGUAGCGUUUAGCUUCAUGUACAUCCUCACGGGCCUCACGGUCAUCGGCGCCUUCCUGAACCUGGUGGUUCUGCGUUUCAUGACUAUGAAUGCCGAGGACGAACGCCGCGACGCCGAACAGCGUACGUUGCUGUCCCGCAGCAGAAAGACCGGCGGUGGCGGGACCAUGUCUGAUCCACCGUCCUCGUCUGGUGCGGCCCAUGGGUCCGGGAAAGGCUUGUGUAACGUCUACGCCGAAGUGCUGCAUUUCCAGUCCAUGUGCUCUUGUCUCUGGUACAAGAGCCAGGAGAAGAUGCGCUACUCAAUUCCCAUGAUUAUCUCUCACGAUCUGUCCACUUCGGACACAUACAUGGAGCACAGCGAGAUCUCCGACCCCCUCCACUCCAACGGCUGCGUGUGCAGUGCCUUGCAGGAGCACUCCGGCACCAGUUCAGUGUACACGGGCCUGCUCAGCCCGGCACAUUACCAAAGACUCUCCAAACGCCGCAGCUCCAUCUAGAGGGCUGGAGGAUGUUUUGCAUGUGAAUCUCUUUCGCCUUACGAAACCAACCACUGUUAUACUUGGGGUUGAAAAACCACUGCUUCUAAGCUGCUCGGAUCCUCUGUCAGUCGAAUAAAUGUAAUGUAGUGAUAGACGGGGGAGGGCGGCCUGUCAGCAGGUGCUGCUUGAGGACCGGAGACAUAGAAGCAAUAUGGGAAGCAAUACAGGGUAAAUGCCUGUAUUUUUUUGAAGUACUUUGAGGUUUUCGAGAAAAGGCAAGAUGCAAACUGCUAGCUCUUCAGUGAGCUCAAUGGUAAAUGGAAACAAAUGCUGGUCUUUUAAUAACCAACAAGUCCCAAAGUGUCAGGAUCUUCUGGUUUUCAUUUGAAUAGAUACAUCUUGUGAUUCAACCAUUUCAACAGUGAAUACUU